Molecule: messenger RNA, 1608 nt
Organism: Drechmeria coniospora
Lineage: Eukaryota; Fungi; Ascomycota; Sordariomycetes; Hypocreales; Ophiocordycipitaceae
Product: Cytochrome P450
Exons: 1
Coding region: 1-1608 (535 amino acids)
Molecular function (GO): oxidoreductase activity, acting on paired donors, with incorporation or reduction of molecular oxygen; heme binding; iron ion binding
Source: RefSeq, a predicted model, not a curated record
AUGGCUUCGCUCACUCUCAUCAACAUUGACCAAAAGUCGAAAUGGCUGAAGCAAGAACCUUCGUCAAGCCUGACGCCGUUGCUCGUCUUGGCAUCUGGCGCCAUGCUGCUCCUGUCAAGCAUCGCCCAGGUGUGGAAUCGCAUCGUCGACUUUCUUAGGGACUUUGGGAGGCCUGUAAUUCAGAACGUGCCGCAAGUCCCAGGCUAUCCAAUUCUUGGCGUGCUCCCCCAAAUGUGCAACGAAGGGCUCUACUCGGCCACGAUGCGCGAGAUGUUCGACGCCGCCAAGGACAGCGGCAUCUCCUGCUCCUCUGUGGGAACGGUCCCAAUUGUCCUCCUCCGCGACCCUGGCGUGAUACGCCAAGUGCUCGUUCAGAACUCGGACAGCAUCACUCGAUUCGCGCCCGACGGCACCGGCCCCUUCGGCAUCAUGCAAAGGAUCACGGGAGACAUUGCCGCCUCGGCCAACGGACAAGACUGGCACCGCUGGCGGAAGGGGUUCCUCAAGGACUUUUCCAACUCUACGGCCCUCCGCAAAUCGUACGGCGACAUACUCCGCAUUGCCAAACACCACGUCGAGAAGAUGAAGACGGAAAAGUCCGGUACCGAUCUUCUCGACGCCAUGCAGGCGUACGCCCUCGACAGCGUAUGGUCCGUGACUCUGGGGGCCGACAACAUCUCCCAGUCGGCCGACGAAAUCCUGUCGGUCAUGUCCCGGUACGGAGAUAUCGUCGGCAGCCCCUCGCAUCUUUGGCGCCACCACAUUCGAAACUUUGUCUCAGGAAAGGCCUAUCGGGAACCAGACUACAUCGAGAAAAGCGUCGGAGACCAGAUCAACGGUGUCUUGGACAAGCUGCUCGGCAGUCACAUCGAAAACGUCAACCCCGAGGAGCACCCCGGAGAGGACCUCAAGCACAAUUUUCUGCGCAGAACAUCGAAGGAAUCCGGCGGCUCGCUCCAAUCCCCCAUCACCGAGGAUGUGCUGUCCCAGGCUCGACAGGUCUUCUCCCUGGGUCACGAGGCUCCCACCCUGGUUCUGUCAUGGGCCAUCUACGAGCUUGGUCGCCACCCAGAGGUCAUUGAAAAGCUGAGGCGCGAGAUUCAGGACAGCAAGGGCGAUGAUGGCGACCUUGACUUCGAGACUCUCCGGGGGCUGCCAUAUCUCGAUUCCGUGUGCCUGGAGCUUCUUCGCCUCCACUCGCCCAUUUCGGCCACGUCUCGCAUGGUAACGAAGCCGAUCGUGCUGGAAACCAAAGAUAAGAACACGGUUGUCCUGCCCCCGGGCACCCACCUAUUUGCUUCCGUUCACCUGCUGCACCACGACAAGCUGGUAUGGGGCGAGAACGCGGACGAGUUCGUGCCAGAGAGGUGGACCGGCCUGAAGCCGAGCAUCCUCGAGAGCCGUUGCGAAUAUCUUCCCUUCCUGGCCGGCCCGAGAGGCUGCCCGAGUGCGAGCUUUGUCUCGGUCCAGAUGAAGACGAUGCUUUCCGUCCUUCUUUCCCAGGUUGACGUCGAGCUCACGGAUUCUACCGGGGUGGAAAAGUGUAUCGGCGGUGUCGUUCGACCCUCCAAGCCUCUCCCGUACCAGAUUCACGAAAUUUGUGUCUAA